AUGCAGCAACCUCAGCUCGACCUCGAAGUCCUCGACCCAGUCCUGCGCCAGGUGCUGUCCGACCACAGCGAGAAGACCCUGGCCUGGAUGCGCACCGAGCAUGGGGCGUGGGGAUACCUCGCCGGGCAGGGCGUCGCCGCCACCAGGCAGCAGCUCGGACGCCAGCUGACCGACCCCGAGCGGCGUAUGGUCUGGAGCCGCCUCUGGUGGUGGCUUGAACAGCUCAAGCUACGCCUCCGGGAACCGCAGUAG
Messenger RNA from Geodia barretti, 252 nucleotides. Lineage: Eukaryota; Metazoa; Porifera; Demospongiae; Tetractinellida; Geodiidae. The record is from the annotation of a GenBank genome assembly.